Schistosoma bovis is the source of this 2517-nucleotide messenger RNA. Lineage: Eukaryota; Metazoa; Platyhelminthes; Trematoda; Strigeidida; Schistosomatidae. The record is from the annotation of a GenBank genome assembly.
AUGAAUGAAGAAAAUUCUAUUAAAAAUAUCAAUAUUAAUCAUAAAUCAAUAACUGAACAUGUUAAUAAUAAUAAUCAUUUAUUAUCAAAUGAAUUAUCAUUAGAAUUAUUACAUCAUCUUAUAAAUUAUUAUAUAAAACAAAAUUAUUCUAAAAAUAAUAUUGAUUUUAUUCAAUUUAUUAUAUCUAAUUGGAAUAUAUUCAAUGAACAAUAUAAAUUAAUUAUUAUAAAAACUUUAUUAAAUUAUAUUAAAUUAUCUACAUCAAAUGAUAAUUUAUCAAUGAUAUAUGAUCAAUUAAUGAAUCAUAAUUCAAUAAAUAUUAAUACUAUUAAUAAUGAUCAAGAUUGGUCUAAUCUAUGUACAUUGAAUCAUUAUGAAUAUAAUUAUAAUGAUAAUAAAGAUGUUUAUCAUAUAACUACUAAUAAUGAACCUAUUCAUAAUAAUAAUAAUAAUAAUAAUAAUUCAGUAUUGAAUAUAGAAUCACAAUCAAUUGAAGGGAAUAUGAAUCGUAUAAUGAGAAAUUUACAAGUUAAUAAUCAUAAUAAUAAUAAUAGUUCAUGUUUAUUCCCAUCGAAACCACCAUAUUCUUAUAUUGCAUUAAUUGCUAUGGCAAUAAAAUAUGCACCAGGACAAAAAAUCACUUUAAAUGGAAUUUAUCGAUUUAUCAUGGAACAUUUUCCAUAUUAUCGUGAUAAUCGUCAAGGUUGGCAAAAUUCCAUAAGACAUAAUCUUAGUUUAAAUGAUUGUUUUAUUAAAUUACCACGUGAUAAAAGUCGACCAGGAAAAGGGAAUUAUUGGACAUUGUCUACGAAUGCCGAUGAAAUGUUUGAACAUGGAAAUUAUCGACGCCGAAAACGACGUACAAAAUCUUCUACAUUCAUUACACCAUCCUCUUCGUCAUCAUCAUCAUCAUCACCACCACCACUCUUAUCAUCAUCAACAGGGUCAAAUUUGUCAACGUCAGUAUAUACGGCAACAACAUCAGACAAUGCAUCAUUAUCAUCGAUAUCGAAACUAGCAAAAUUUAUGAAAUUAUCUAAUGAAUCUCAAAUACCAACAGAAUCCGAUAUUUAUUCGUCUACUUCGUCGUUUUCUUCCUCUUCUCCUUCAUCUUCUUGUUCCAUAUCAUCAUUCACUUCCGCAUCUGUCUCUUCUACCUCCUCCUCCGCUCCUUCUUCUUCUUCUUCUUCUUCUAUUUCAUUUUCAUCAUCAAGAGAAUCUUAUUCAUCAAAAAUUAUAAAUGAUCCAAGUAUACAACAUUCAUCAUUGUCUCAAUGUUUCUAUACACCACAGAUGUAUAAAUCAUCGUCAUCAUCAGUCAAUAUAAUAGACGAUUGUAUAUAUUCUAAACAUCGUUAUUAUUUAGAUAAUCCUUCGACAAAUCCAUUUUUACAUAAUAAAUUCAAUAUAAAUGAUCAACAUUCAACAUUAUGGCCUACUCAUCAUAAUAAUAUACAUGAUUGUGAACAUCAACAAUUCACAAUGCAGAACAAUAAUAAUAAUAAUACUCCAUUAAAUAUGGAUUUAUAUACAACUAGUUUCAAUGAUAAUCAUAUAAUGAAUCAAAAUAAAUUAUUAUCCAAUAGAAAUCAAUUCGUCACUGAAUAUUAUUCAUCGACGACAACAGCGUCAUCAUCAUCAUCAUCAUCAUCGUCGUCGUCGUCAUCAUCAUCAACAUUAUCAUCACCAUUCAACAACUGUUUACAUUCAUCUACAUCUAAUAAUAAUGAUAAUAAUACUAGUAAUAGUAAUGGUAAUAAUAAUCAUAAUAAUCUCAUCAAUUGUCUGCCAAAUUUUUCCAUUCAAUCAAUAAUUGGCAGUAAUACUGUAGAUAAACAAAAUACAUCCAUUCAAAGCAUUCAACUUGUUUCUCUCAUACAACCUUCUCUUUGGUUAUCAUCAUCAUCAUCAUCAUCAUCAUCAUCAUCAUCAUCAUCAUCAUCAUCAUCAUCAUCAUCAUCAUCAUCAUCAUCAUCAUCAUCAUCAUCAUCAUCAUCAUCAUCAUCAUCAUCAUCAUCAUCAUCAUCAUCAUCAUCAUCAUCAUCAUCAUCAUCAUCAUCAUCAUCAUCAUCAUCAUCAUCAUCAUCAUCAUCAUCAUCAUCAUCAUCAUCAUCAUCAUCAUCAUCAUCAUCAUCAUCAUCAUCAUCAUCAUCAUCAUCAUCAUCAUCAUCAUCAUCAUCAUCAUCAUCAUCAUCAUCAUCAUCAUCAUCAUCAUCAUCAUCAUCAUCAUCAUCAUCAUCAUCAUCAUCAUCAUCAUCAUCAUCAUCAUCAUCAUCAUCAUCCUCAUCAUCAUCAUCAUCAUCAUCAUCAUCAUCAUCAUCAUCAUCAUCAUCAUCAUCAUCAUCAUCAUCAUCAUCAUCAUCAUCAUCAUCAUCAUCAUCAUCAUCAUCAUCAUCAUCAUCAUCAUCAUCAUCAUCUUCUUCUUCUUCUUCUUCUUCUUCUUCUUCUUCUUCUUUUAGACUUUGUUGUCUGUUUUCGUUGUUGCUGUUGUUGUCAUUGUUAUUACCAAUUAAGUAG